AAACAAUCGCUCUCUCUCUCUCUCUUUCUCUCUCUUAUUUCAUAAUUUCAAAGAGAAAGCAAAGAGGGCGUGUUAGACUUUUUUCCAUAGAAAGCUCAAAAUUCAGGUCCAAACAGCGCAAAUUUGACGAAAUCUUCAGGAGCUUCAGUUUGAGUAAGAAUGGGAGACCAUGUGGUUUUGUGUGUUGACCAUCCCGUUACGCCUGAAAAUUUGCAAUCGCUGCAAGGGGCUGAGGCAGCCCCGGGAUCUUCUGGAGAGGGUUCUACACAAACUGCUGAUCCACCCAAUUGUGCCAUUGAUAUUGAGGGGGUUGGGGAACAUGGUGCAUCUGAAGAAGAGCCACUGAUUCAGUCGGUGGAAUGUCGCAUUUGCCAGGAGGAAGACAGCAUUAAGAAUUUGGAGAUCCCCUGUGCUUGCAGUGGUAGUUUGAAGUUUGCUCAUAGGAAAUGUGUUCAGCGUUGGUGCAAUGAGAAGGGAGAUAUUACUUGUGAGAUAUGCCAUCAGCCUUAUCAACCUGGUUAUACUGCCCCACCUCCUCCACCUCACUCUGAAGAUACUGCAAUUGAUAUAAGUGAGGGUUGGACAAUUUCUGGUGCCCCUUUGGAUUUGCAUGACCCUCGACUAUUGGCAAUGGCAGCGGCGGAACGACAUCUUUUGGAGGCCGAGUAUGAUGACUAUGCUAAUACUAGUGCUAGUGGAGCUGCAUUUUGCCGCUCUGCAGCUCUAAUUUUAAUGGCUCUUCUACUGUUGAGGCAUGCUCUAUCCCUUACCAAUGCUGAUGGUGAAGAUGAUGCUUCCACUUUUUUUUCUCUUUUCUUACUUCGGGCUGCUGGUUUUCUUCUGCCAUGUUACAUAAUGGCCUGGGCCAUCAGUAUAUUGCAGCGACGAAGGCAAAGACAGGAAGCAGCAGCACUUGCAGCCGCAGAAGUUGCUUUUAUGCUGCAGGCUGGACAACGUAGGGGCCUGCAAUUCGCCAUAGCACCAGGACCUGCAGUGACUCCCCAUCAGGAACCACUCCAAUGAUAUGGUGUUCAUAACGGUGGUAAGAUUCUGCAUUAGUGGAGCAGAAAAGCUGGAACUGGAAAUGUGAGCAUGUUGUUUAAAAUUUGCUACUGGCAGUGAGAAAAUUGGAAGGCUGUUUGAGUUGUAUCUUUAAUUGGGUAUUCUAUCACCCCCUCCCCCCUCUUUUAUUUUUUUGAAUGUUGCUAUUUCUCAAUAUUUUUGUACAUAUAUCCUGGAUCUUACUGCAGCAGUUGCUGCCUGGGAAACUUGUCAACUUAGUAGAAGAGCUGGCUUCACAGAUUAUUA
Messenger RNA from Corylus avellana, 1308 nucleotides. Its product is annotated as RING/FYVE/PHD zinc finger superfamily protein. Gene Ontology annotation, cellular component: membrane. NCBI's taxonomy places the organism in Eukaryota, Viridiplantae, Streptophyta, Magnoliopsida, Fagales, Betulaceae. The record is from RefSeq and is a predicted model, not a curated record. Gene Ontology annotation, biological process: protein ubiquitination. Gene Ontology annotation, molecular function: ubiquitin-protein transferase activity; zinc ion binding.